Umbelopsis ramanniana AG is the source of this 1397-nucleotide messenger RNA. RefSeq lists its product as uncharacterized. The transcript has 10 exons. Gene Ontology annotation, molecular function: translation initiation factor activity; guanyl-nucleotide exchange factor activity. The record is from RefSeq and is a predicted model, not a curated record. Lineage: Eukaryota; Fungi; Mucoromycota; Umbelopsidomycetes; Umbelopsidales; Umbelopsidaceae. Gene Ontology annotation, cellular component: eukaryotic translation initiation factor 2B complex; guanyl-nucleotide exchange factor complex. Bases 28 to 1380 code for a protein of 450 amino acids. Gene Ontology annotation, biological process: cytoplasmic translational initiation; biosynthetic process.
GAUUCCCUUUGACAAGCAGACAUAACCAUGGGCUUAUUAGAGAAACCUAAGCAACAACAGAAACUCCAGGAGUUUCAAGCCAUUAUUUUGGCAGGUUACGGCAGUAGCAACAGAUUGUAUCCCAUUACCGAAGACGACAACAUUCCCAAAGCACUUUUGCCCGUGGCAAAUAAGCCUUUGAUAUCCUAUACCCUUGAUUGGCUUGAGAAAGCAGGAAUCACAGACGCAUUCGUAUUGACCCAGUCUAUGGGUAAUGCACAGCAAAAAAUUGCUGGUUACCUGGCUAGAGGAUAUCAGGGAAAUGUUCAUUGCAAUCUCAUUGGUGUGGAUGAAGAUUUCGGCACAGCAGACGCCAUUCGAAGCAUCAGCGACAGAAUCACUACUGAUUUCAUUGUCCUUCCGUGCGAUCUUCAUUGUGAAAUGAUUCCGCGCGAGUUUUUGGAUCAUCACCGCAUCAACAACCCAACUAUGACCGGCCUUUUUUAUGAACCACCGAAGGGAGAAAAGGGCUCUGGAAAGGAAGACGAGCUGGCGCAGUAUAUCGGUAUAGACACGGCUGAAUCAAGACUUGUCCAUAUUGCGGAUUGUGACUCAUCGGAGGACGGAGACUUGUCGCUGCGCAUGUCGCUGCUGUGGAGAUUUCCUCGCGUCAAAUUCCAUGUCAACUUGUUAGAUGCUCACGUAUACAUCUUCCAGCAUUGGGUGUUGGACCUUAUCAAGGCAAAGGAAAAAAUAUCGAGCAUAAGACAGGAUCUUGUUCCUUUGAUUGUAAAGUGCCAAUACCAGCGCAAACUUGUAGAAAACGAGGAUAUGGAUGCUGCCCUAGAAGACCCUUUAGAUACAGCUCUUUCACUAUCAACUGUGUACGAUGAAUUUGACGAAAACCUUUUGAACGAACACGAUCCUUACCGAUCCAACUUCAAGAGCAAUAUCAAGGUCAACACCGUUAUCUACCGUGAUGGCUAUUGCGGCCGUGCCAACACCAUUGCCAAAUACAGCGAGAUGAACAGAUUGGCCAGCAAGCAAGGAUUGUCAAUCAGACGAGUAGCCGAGACGGCAGAAGUAACUCAAAAGUCUCAAAUUGGUAACGAUUCCUUGGUUGGCGAGUACACUAAGAUUGCAGAGAAGUCAUCGGUCAAGCGAUCAAUUAUUGGAGCUCACUGCGUUAUUGGAAAGAAUGUCAAGAUAGCAAACUCUAUCAUCAUGGAUCACGUUGUCUUGGAAGACUUUGUCAAACUGGAUGGGUGUAUUGUAUGUAAUAACGCCAAGGUAUUGGAAGGCUCUUCUUUAACUAAAUGCGAGGUUGCUGGAGGUUAUAUUGUUGAACGAAAGACUGAGGAGAAUGGACAGAAGUUGGUCGGAUUCCGAGAGGCGAUAUAAUUGCUCAUAGACAUAUU